AUUUCAACACAAAACAGCUGUCGUCUGCUUCUUCUUCAGCUAGAAAGUGUUCAUCUCCAAUUGGUACGUGUAAAGGAAUUUGUUGCAUUGUAAGAUAAAAUAAAAAGUAAAUUUAUGUAUUUUUAACGUUGAAAAUACAAAAAUCCCCAUUGUUAAAGUUUAAUAAACACUUACAAAUAUUGUAUGUAAACAAUUUGCGGGAAAUAAAUUGUUUAUUUUGAGGUGAUUUAAAACACGGGCGUGUGUGUGUAGGUCAAUUUUUUAACAAUUGUGAAAGUUUUGCAUUUGAGUAAUUUUUUGGGAAAGUGCAAAAAAAAAAUUUUGUAAGUACUGCUGGCAAUUGUUAAAUAAAAUAAGCAGUAUUGUUGAAAAGUUAAAGAAAAUUACAAUGUCCAACAAUUCCACCAAACAGCAAGAACUUAAACAUAUUGGUUCUAUAGUUCGUGCCCUGGUAACUUCACGUAAACCGCCAUGUUAUUUACGCGAUAUUUUAAGAGAAUAUCCCGAAGUGGAAAGUAAACCUCUACCAUUCAAAUCUAUGGGCUAUAAAACAGCUCAAGAGCUACUAGAAGAUACUGGAGAAUUUAUUUUCAAUAGCUAUGGCAAUGGAGAUGUUAUUAUAACCGCCAAGUAUAGUAAAAAUUCAGCCCAUAUAACGUCUAUGGUAAGAGGUCAGAAGUCUAGUAAAAGUACUCGUAUUGCUCCGGUUAAAGCAAUGAAACAACCAUCUCGUAUGCCCUCACGUUCGAAUGGUUUUGGUGAUCGCAAUAAUAAUAAUUAUACAAAUAAUCGUACUACUGGUUCUUCUUCGUCUACACAACAACAAAGAAAUUAUAAUAAUCAACCACAAAAUCAAACACAAUCUUUGCAAAGACAAAAAUCUAUGGGCAGUACUAGCAGUGGCAAUAAUCCACCAGCUAAAGAUUUACGUGAAAUGUUGAAUUCCAAGAAAAAUCUUAAAACUAAUUUGCAACAAACAAAACCUACAACAGCACAACAAUCACCUUUAGCUAGUAAAGUUAUACAACCGCAACAAGGCAAAGUUCAGCAACAACAACAGCAACAGCAGCAACAACAAAAACAGUCGGCUGGUGGCCCUAGACCUAUACUUGGUGCUGCCAAACAACAACAGCAACAACCGCCACAAACCAGAGAGUCUCAAAAAACGGAAGUGAAAUCUCAACCACAACAAAAGCCUAAUGGUCCAUCGACAGCUAAUAAUAAAAAAGUGGAAAACACUUCUUCAGGCUCCACUUUAAAACCACAACAAAGAUUAAAUGCCAUACAAAAUAAUCAGCAACAGCAAACGAAAACAAAUCCAGCUGCUACUGCUGCUGUUGUUCAACAACCACAAACACUUGCUGUUAAAACUGCUAAUGCCGCCGCAUCAGCUUCAACACAAAAACCUUUAACAUAUAACAACGUACAAGGCAACUCUUCCUUUAAAGCCAUGGAUCAAACGAAACCAAAUGCGGCUGCUGGUAUACAGAAUCGUUUGAAGGUUCAUGUUAAACCGGAAUAUCCAACACAGCCCAUUACCUACAAUCAUCAGUUCAGCAAUGCACCCAAAAUCGAUUACAAUGCCUUUCCACAUCAUCAGUUUAGCAAUCAACCGCCUAAAAUGGAUGCUAUUGCUUCCAUUAUACAAUAUUGUCGUUCUAAAAAUUAUCCAGCUCCUCGAUUCAAUGUUCUCAAAGACAAAUUUUCACGUGGCACUUACUCAUGUAGUGUACAUAUUAAUGACAUCAUAUUCUCCACAUAUCCCCAUGAAUAUGAGACUGAGUAUUUAGCUAAAGAAGCGUGCGCUAAGCGAGCUUUGGAAAAGACAAAAAUGCUGGAAAAGAAACGACCCCUGCCUACGUGUGCUUUAACAGAUACUGAACUAUUGGAUAAACUCUAUACCGAGUUGCUAAAUCAUCCACAUGGUAUUUUUGCCAAAAAUUUACCCGAAACAUUUGAGACAACGUUCCAGCAACAAUUGCCCGAUAAUUGGUGGGCCUUGGUGCAGACUUCUAGUUUAUUUACCACAGAAACUAAUUUGGGUAAAGUGAUUAUAUUCGCCAACAAGGAUGCUGAUAAGGAUACGUUGGCUUUGUGUACUGGUGAGGCCACUAAGACUAUACAAAUCGAUCCCAUACGUUUACCCUGGUCUGAUGAAUAUUGGAAUGUUUUCAUUACGCACUGUACCUCUACCGUAGAGGUUUGGGGACGCUUAUUUGGCCAGGAAUAUAAUGUACGUUUUAGUGCUUUGGUUAAUGAUAUAGAAGCCUAUAUGGCCACCAAAAAGGAACGUCCUGUAUCCAUAGCACGCAAAAAUAUCUAUCUUGUACACAUUAACGAAUGCUGGCAUCGUGUAAGAGUAGAAGAAUUAGAUAAAUCUAAGGGUAGUGCUUUGUGUUUCUUCAUCGAUUUCGGGGAUGCUGACUGGUUGGCGGUCGAUCAAUUGCACAUCUGUGAAACACAUUUCCUAAAACUGCCGGCACAAGCAGUGCCGUUUUCUUUGUAUGGUUUGGAAGAUUUCGAGGGCAAUCCGUAUGCACGCAAAUGUUUAGAUGAUCUAUUACCCACCAAAUCUUUGGUAGGUCGCAUUUUUACCAAGGAAUCAGAAUUCUAUGAUACCAACUCCAAGAGUCAUGGUAAAAUACAAUUGGUGCUAUUUGAUACUUCCACCCAAGAGGAUCUCAAUCUUAAUCAUCAGCUAUUGAAUACCAUCUGUAGUGAGACAAUGGUACCGGAAAUUAAACAAAGUACCGUAACCAAUGUCAUUGUAACACACAUUAACGAUCAGGGUGAUAUUUAUCUGCAAGUUAAUAACGCAGAAUUGAAAUAUGUGCAAAAACUUUUGCAACAAAUUGUUGAAUCUAAAUUCAAUAGUGAUCAACAUAAAAUCUCUUUUGAGGAUCUAAAACGUUCCAAUUUAUUUUUAAUUUGUGAUGAUGAAGAUGCCACCAAUAUUAAAUGGUAUCGUGCUGCCUUAACGGACUCAAAUAUACAACCGGGUAGUGAGAGUUAUGAAAUGUAUUAUGUGGACAAUGGUCGCACUAAAUUAACAAAUAUUUCGAAAAUAUUUUUAUUGGAUAGUUUAAGUAUGGCUUUGAGUAAAUUCCCUGCUCAAGCCAUCAAGGUGAGACUGCAUAAUAUACCCGAUAUCACAAACAAUAUUGUGGGACGUAUACGUGGUCUAUUACCCAGUGAUUGUGAAGCUUUAGUAAGACUGUCUGUACCCGGUUCUACUCCUCCGCUGGUAACAAUUUAUACACGUUUGGAGGGUCCCGGUACUUUAUGUACUAUUAACGAUGUGAUACGUAUAGAACAUGAGCUAGAAGGAUGUUCUGAUUUACUACAAGGUUGUGCUCUAGACGAAACUAAUACUACUACCAAAUCUAAUCAGGAUAUUGGCAAGAAACUCUCACACAGCACUAGUGGCUCCUCACUAGCCUCGCCCACUACACCCACGACCAAUCCCUUCAUUGAUGUAACACGUGGUCUUACUUUAACUAAAGUACCCGGAUCACCACAAAAAUCUUCUGAUCUCCCUAAAUUGCAAAAUUAUGCAGCCAUACCAAAAAUUAAUGAAUACUUUGAAGUACGCAUAACAAUGUCGGCCAAUCCUUCGAACUUUACGAUACAACCCUAUAAAGAUUAUCCCAAUUUGAGGGGAUUAAUGAAAGAAUUACAAGAAUUUUGUGAGAAUAGUGAUGAAUUUAUACCAACUGAUAUGGUGGAAAUAGGCGAGGCUUAUGCUGCCAAAAAUCCCGAUGGAUUCUUUCAUAGAGUUACUGUUGUUAAAAAAUAUGGUGAUAUGAUGCAUGUAUCAUUCUGCGAUUUUGGCGAUAUAGCAACAUUAGAUAGCAGUCAAUUAAAGACGUUGCCUUUUAAAUUCCGUCAAUUACCCAAAAUGGCUAUACAAGCCAAGCUUUAUGGCAUUAAAGCUGUUAAUGGUGAUUGGACCUUAGAUGAUUGUUUAUUUUUCCGUAAACUAACGGUGGGUAAAACUUUUGUAUCGGUCAUUAAAGAUAUAAAAUACGAUAAGGACUGUACCCCGGCCACACCCAUACUCGAACUGGAAUUAAUUGAUGUCACCACGGAUGAAGAUAUUUUGAUACAUGAACUUUUACUCAAUGAAAAACGUGCUAUUAACGAAUGAAUAUUUUUUUUUAACCAAAUGAUAAUCUCGUGCUUAUAGGGGGACCUAUAAAAAAUAUUCGUUUAAUUUCUUUUUUCAACUUCUACAGAAUGUGGGUAAUUUAAUAAUUUCAUAAUUAUUUCUCUUUAGUUGUACAUACGUGUUGAUCACGUAAGAUUAUUAUUAUUUUUUUAACUAUUUAUAUUACACAAACGAAUUACUUAUAGAAAAACAUAUAAUUUUUCAUUAUAUUUAACGACAUUUUCACAUUCACAUUCCGAAAUUUGUUUAAUUUAACGAAAAAAAAAAAUUACUUAUUUCCUUAAACUCAUUAAAAAAAGGAAAAACACAAACUCAUUUUUAAACGAACGUUAUUAAAGCAUUUUCCAAGGCUUUAUCAUCAUUAUUUUGUUUUUUUUUUAAAUUCUUAUUUAAAGCUUUUAAAAGUAAAUUUUAAGCUGACAGACAGACUUUUCUUAUCAUUUCACUUUUGUUUUAAGUUAAGUUUCUUUUCACUUUCUUGUUAUAAACUAAACAUCGUUUUAGUUCUAUCUUCAUUUUAUUCAUAGAAACAAAAAGUUAAAAAAGAAAAUAGAAAAAAAAAUUAAUUUACUAACUCAAUUAUUAUUAUUUUCAUACAUAAAUAUGCGUGUGUAUUUAUUUGAAUGCAAAUAAUUUUUUUUCAAAAUGAGAAUUAUAGACAUGAAUAGAAUAUUAAUUACACAAAUCAACUAUAUAUAUAAUAAUAAAAGCAACUUAUAAAUAUGCGAAAAUUAUAAAAAAAAUUCAUGAUAUUAUC
Lucilia sericata (common green bottle fly) is the source of this 4925-nucleotide messenger RNA. RefSeq names its product tudor domain-containing protein 7 (gene tapas). Bases 389 to 4147 code for a protein of 1252 amino acids. NCBI's taxonomy places the organism in Eukaryota, Metazoa, Arthropoda, Insecta, Diptera, Calliphoridae. The transcript is spliced from 10 exons. The record is from RefSeq and is a predicted model, not a curated record. Gene Ontology annotation, biological process: spermatogenesis.